CUUUAUAACUUUUCUGCCAUUGCCUUCUUUCUAACAAUCACAAACUCAAACGCUGAAAUGAAAGCAGUUGAAGCAAUUAUUUUAGAGAGGAACGAAAAAGAACCUUUGAUUAAAAAAGUAAUUCCACCCGACACUUGGCAAUAAGCGAAAUAAAAAAAGUGGCAAAACGUGUUUAAUAUGAUCUCGUCGAAGUCUUUUAAGUCAGAGGUAGCCGAAAGUGAAUGUAAUCCAAAACUGAAAAAGAUCCGGUCUUAUAAAACACCCUAAUCCAACAACCUCAAAUUUCUCAAACCAAACUAAACUAAACUAAAACUUUGGACGGCUUUAGUUAUGAUCCGAACCAACAACGAUUUUGGGUCGUCCUGGUCUUGGCACCAAGACAAGCUGUUCGAGCGAGCGUUGGUUAUGUUCACCGACGAGGAAUCGCCCGACCGGUGGGAAAAAAUAGCUGCCCAAGUUCCUGGGAAGUCGGCAAUGGAGGUUAGGAAACAUUACGAGGAUUUGGAGCAUGAUGUUAUGGAGAUUGAGGCAGGGCGAGUCGAGUUACCGAGUUACGAGGGUGAGCUUGAAUCGAUGAGUUGGGUUAACGAAUCGGGUGACUGUCAGGUUUGGUCUGGACCAAAAGGAAAGGAGAGGGAAAGAGAAAACGAGAGAAGGAAAGGUGUUCCUUGGACUGCAGAAGAACACAGACUUUUUUUGAUUGGACUACAAAAAUAUGGGAAAGGGGAUUGGAGGAGCAUAUCAAGAAACGCUGUCGUUUCAAGAACGCCUACUCAAGUAGCAAGCCAUGCCCAAAAGUAUUUUCUUCGGUUGAACUCGAUUAACAAAAAGGAUAAGAGAAGGUCUAGCAUUCAUGAUACUACAACGGCGGAUUGUGAUAAUUGCACGGAUCAAAAUGGGGUUGGAACAAAGGGUGAUCAGGGAAGUUCAUUUGGGAAUAAUCAUGGGUUUCAAUUCCCCUUGUUGUAACUUUGUAACUAAAGAUAAAUACAUGUAUAAGGAGUUAAAUAUUUGUAUGUGAUUUUUUUAUCUUAACCUAAUAGUUAAGCGAUGGAUUUAAAUCAUAUAAGCGUGAAUUUAAUCCUAUCAUCCCCCUUCCACCU
This is a messenger RNA of Durio zibethinus, 1103 nucleotides long. Its product is annotated as transcription factor SRM1-like. Gene Ontology annotation, molecular function: DNA binding. The record is from RefSeq and is a predicted model, not a curated record. Lineage: Eukaryota; Viridiplantae; Streptophyta; Magnoliopsida; Malvales; Malvaceae.